This is a messenger RNA of Malurus melanocephalus (red-backed fairy wren), 2958 nucleotides long. Its product is annotated as NADPH--cytochrome P450 reductase. Gene Ontology annotation, cellular component: cytosol. Lineage: Eukaryota; Metazoa; Chordata; Aves; Passeriformes; Maluridae. Gene Ontology annotation, molecular function: NADPH-hemoprotein reductase activity; FMN binding; flavin adenine dinucleotide binding. The coding region runs from base 119 to 2152 and encodes 677 amino acids. The transcript has 16 exons. Gene Ontology annotation, biological process: response to hormone. The record is from RefSeq and is a predicted model, not a curated record.
GAGAAAGCUGGUCUGAAGGAGCUUUCUGGGUGUGUGUCACUGUUAUAUUUGCUGUUAGACUUGCAUGGAUUGCUGUUUGUGAGAAACUGGGAAGCUGUCCUUUGUGCCUGUGACUGCCAUGGGGGAAUCCAGCAUGGACCCGACCCUCUCUGCUCCUGACAGCACUGCACAGCAGGACUCUCUCUUCAGCAUGAUGGACUUGUUCCUCAUCUCCCUCAUCACUGGACUUUUUACCUACUGGUUCUUCUUCCGCAAGAAAAAGGAGGAAGUGCCCGACAUCCCCAAGAUGCAGACAGUAGUAGCUCCAGUGAGAGACAGCAGCUUCAUUGAGAAGAUGAAGAAGACGGGGCGAAAUAUCGUGGUUUUCUAUGGUUCCCAGACGGGCACGGCAGAGGAGUUCGCCAAUCGCCUCUCCAAGGAUGCCCAUCGCUACGGCCUGCGGGGCAUGGCAGCAGAUCCAGAGGAGUAUGACCUGUCGGACCUGAGUCGCCUCUCGGAGAUCGACAAGUCCCUGGCUGUGUUCUGCAUGGCCACCUAUGGAGAGGGGGAUCCCACAGAUAAUGCUCAGGAUUUCUACGACUGGCUGCAGGAGGCCGAYGCCGACCUGUCGGGUCUCCGGUUCGCUGUCUUUGGGCUGGGGAACAAGACUUAUGAGCACUUCAAUGCCAUGGGGAAGUACGUGGACAAGAGGCUGGAGGAACUUGGAGCCCAGCGCAUCUUCGAGCUUGGGCUGGGAGAUGACGAUGGCAACCUGGAAGAAGACUUCAUCACCUGGAGAGAGCAGUUCUGGCCAGCAGUGUGUGAACACUUAGGAGUGGAGGCUACGGGAGAAGAGUCCAGCAUCCGGCAGUACGAGCUGGUGGUGCACACAGACGUGAACAUGAACAAAGUGUACACGGGGGAGAUGGGCCGACUCAAGAGCUACGAGAACCAGAAGCCCCCCUUUGAUGCCAAGAACCCCUUCCUGGCUCAGGUCACGGAGAACCGCAAGCUGAACGAGGGUGGAGAGCGACACUUGAUGCACCUGGAGCUGGAUAUCUCCAAUUCCAAAAUCAGGUACGAGUCCGGGGACCACGUGGCCGUGUACCCAGCCAACGACUCCUCCCUGGUGAACCAGAUUGGUGAGAUCCUGGGCACGGAUCUGGACACUGUCAUGUCCCUAAACAACUUGGAUGAGGAAUCCAACAAGAAGCACCCCUUCCCCUGCCCCACAUCCUACCGGACAGCSCUGACCUAUUACCUGGACAUCACCAACCCUCCCCGCACCAACGUCCUGUACGAGCUGGCCCAGUACGCCACGGACACCGGCGAGCAGGAGCGCCUCCGCAAAAUGGCCUCAUCUGCCGCCGAGGGCAAGGCGCUGUACCUGAGCUGGGUGGUGGAGGCUCGCAGGAACAUCCUGGCCAUCCUGCAGGACAUGCCCUCCCUGCGGCCCCCCAUCGACCACCUGUGCGAGCUGCUGCCCCGCCUGCAGGCCCGCUACUACUCCAUCGCCUCCUCCUCCAAGGUUCACCCCAAUGCCAUCCACAUCUGUGCCGUGACGGUGGAGUACGAGACCAAGACKGGCCGCCUGAACAAAGGGGUGGCCACCAGCUGGCUCAAGGGCAAGGUGCCUGACCAGAACGGGAGCAGCUCCCUGGUGCCCAUGUACGUCCGCAAGUCGCAGUUCCGGCUGCCCUUCAAGCCCAGCACGCCCGUGAUCAUGAUCGGGCCGGGCACUGGCGUCGCCCCAUUCAUGGGCUUCAUCCAGGAGCGUGCCUGGCUGAAGCAGCAAGGCAAAGAGGUGGGUGAGACGGUGCUUUACUACGGCUGCCGCCGCGAGCGCGAGGACUACCUGUACCGGGAGGAGCUGGCCCGCUUCCAGAAGGARGGAGUCCUCACCCAGCUCCACGUGGCCUUCUCCAGGGACCAGGCUGAGAAGGUUUAYGUCCAGCACUUGCUGAAGAAGAACAAGGAGAACAUCUGGAAGCUGCUUAACGAGGGCAUGGCUCACAUCUAUGUGUGUGGYGACGCCCGGAACAUGGCCCGGGACGUGCAGAACACCUUCUACGAGAUUGUGUCAGAGUUCGGCAACAUGAGCCAGCCCCAGGCCGUGGACUAUGUAAAGAAACUGAUGACAAAGGGCCGCUACUCGCUGGAUGUGUGGAGCUAAGAGCGGGGCUGGCAGGGCCGGGGAGAGGACAGGUCCCCUGGGCAGUGCCUGCUCAGCCGCUGCUGCGGGGGGUGACAGUGGCGUCCCCAGCCCACGCUACCCCGGUGUCGCUCCCAACCCUUCCCGGCCUCGGCAGCCCCUCGGGGCGGGCUGUGCUCCCAGGGGCUGGAAGGGCUUGAGAGGGGCAGGGGGGUAGCCCAGGCUGCUGCCCGGGAGCUGCAGUGCCACCCCAGSGUGCCCCCUGUGGCACCAGCGUUURCCUUGAGGCUGGGGACAUCAGGGACACAGCUGCUGUGGGGCAGACGGGACGGACACUGCCAGCGAGCUCUGGGGACCUUCCCCAMACACGAGGUGCUGCCUUAUCCCCGGGGGCUGAGCCCCCCCUGGCCUGCAGGGACAGCACAGGGCUGGAGGGGCUCUGCCUCCCUGCUGCCACCCCUGUUUGCCCAUCUCUGGGAUGUGGGGCUGGCUCUGGGCACMGAGCUGUCCCGUGGCCCCACCAGCAUCCCCUCCAUUCCUGCUGCCYGCCCUGGCUCCAGCAGCAGCGGGAAGGGGGUGGCUCCUCUCCCCUCGGGAAUUCACCCGGUUUGGGAGGCGGGGUCUYAGCCCUUAGGGCCCUACUUGCUCCCCGGCCAGCCCCUCCCUCACGCCGCUUACGGUCGUUUUUUAAAUACUGUUUUUAUUUGAACAUCUUUGUGAUUUAAGCAAAAAAAAAAAAAAAAAAAGCCCGAACAAAAAAAACCCCAGACUUUCAGACUGUCCAAUGAUUGUAAAUUAUUUAAAUACAUUUGCCCUUGGAAUAAAAA